AGUAUCAAAUAAUUUAGAAAUAUUUCCAAUUCAAAUGGCCUUCAAGUUUUCACUGAUUUCUUACUAUAAAUGUUGAUGUAUUCAGCACAUCUUAUGCCAUCAAAAUAUUUCUCAAAGAAAACACAAAAUCAUGGGUCGGCGAAAAAUCGAGAUGAAAAUGGUGAAGGAUAGUGGCUCGAGGCAGGUCACUUUCUCGAAACGCCGCUCAGGGCUAUUCAAGAAAGCGAACGAGCUCGCUACCCUUUGCGCUGCUCAAGUUGCCAUCGUUGUUUUCUCCCCCGGCGGCAAGCCUUACUCAUUUGGUCAUCCAAGCGUUGAGGCGGUGGCAGAGCGGUUUCUAACUCUGAACCUGAGAUCAAGAGUUUCUAUUCCAAGACAACUUGUUGCUCAGCCUCAGAGAGAGGCUAAAGUUGAAAGGCUCAGUCGACGACUUAAUGCCAUUCUCAACAAGCUGCAGGCAGAGAUGAAGCGAGGAGAGAUGCUCGAUGAGGCGGUCAAGGCGGCUUGUAAAAGAUCCAAGUUCCGAAAACCUAUUAACGAGAUCAAUCUGUAUGAGCUUAUUGAGAUGAGGAAAGCAAUGGGGCAGCUUCGCGAGAGGGUCAAACAGCGAAUGAGCGAGAUUGAAGCAUCAUCUUCUUUGCUGCUCUUGUCCAAAAUGGCUACCAAACAAGCUGAAUCUUAAUAACUUAGUAGUCAAAGUUGCUACAGACACCAUGCUUUUAAAUCUCUGAAUUAAAAACAUACAAGUAGAUCAUGGUGUGUUCUUGAAUAGAAUUGGAUCCAAAUUCCUCAAAUAAAAGCAGAUUAAAAAAAGUACCAGAUCUUAAUAGCCAUCAAAUUCAUGAAUAUUUUCUUGAACAAUGGUCAUAUGAACUAUAAGUCCUCACGGUAAUAACAUAAUGGUGACCUCCAAGCAGUAAAUAACAUAAAAACGAUAGUCAUGUCUGAAUCCAAUUCACCAAUAUAAAUCUUAUAAAUCAUAACCACUGCAUCUAUUCCUACUGAAACAGUGAAUUUCU
Gossypium raimondii (Peruvian cotton) is the source of this 1019-nucleotide messenger RNA. Its product is annotated as agamous-like MADS-box protein AGL29. Bases 131 to 682 code for a protein of 183 amino acids. NCBI's taxonomy places the organism in Eukaryota, Viridiplantae, Streptophyta, Magnoliopsida, Malvales, Malvaceae. The transcript has a single exon. Gene Ontology annotation, molecular function: DNA-binding transcription factor activity, RNA polymerase II-specific; protein dimerization activity; RNA polymerase II cis-regulatory region sequence-specific DNA binding. The record is from RefSeq and is a predicted model, not a curated record. Gene Ontology annotation, biological process: positive regulation of transcription by RNA polymerase II.